This is a messenger RNA of Oxyura jamaicensis (ruddy duck), 2148 nucleotides long. RefSeq names its product probable acyl-CoA dehydrogenase 6. The transcript has 9 exons. The coding region runs from base 35 to 1267 and encodes 410 amino acids. Gene Ontology annotation, biological process: fatty acid beta-oxidation using acyl-CoA dehydrogenase. NCBI's taxonomy places the organism in Eukaryota, Metazoa, Chordata, Aves, Anseriformes, Anatidae. Gene Ontology annotation, molecular function: acyl-CoA dehydrogenase activity; flavin adenine dinucleotide binding. The record is from RefSeq and is a predicted model, not a curated record.
CCCUCAGCGGGGCGGAGCGGGGCAGGCGGCGGCCAUGGCGCUGCGGGGCUGCGGGCGCUGGGCACUGCGGGCCUCGGCCCUGCGCGGCGGCUCCGGGCGGCGGCACCGCGGGCACGGCGCCGACACGCCGCAGCACGGCGCCUUGCGGGCGGCCCUCAGGAAGAUAAUCGACAGGGAGAUUAAUCCCUUUGUGGACAAAUGGGAAGAAGAAGGACAGUUCCCAGCGCAUAAAGUAUUUAAAACCCUGGGACAAGCCGGAUUCCUUGGUGUGGAUAAGCCAACAGAAUAUGGCGGCAUGGGCUUAGACUUCUCGUAUAACAUUGCAGUGGCAGAAGAACUGGGACGUAUCCGCUGUGGAGGAAUUCCUAUGGCUAUCGGCGUGCAAGCUGGCAUGGCUACUCCUGCUUUAACAAGGUUUGGUUCUGAUGAGUUGAGAAAACAGUUCCUUGCACCAACUAUAGCUGGAGAUUUUGUGGCUUGCUUGGGAAUCAGUGAAGCUGGAGCUGGGUCAGAUGUUGCAAGUAUCAAGACAACAGCUGUGAAGAGAGGUGAUGAAUAUGUCAUAAAUGGUGGUAAGAUGUGGACGACAUCUGGGUGCCAAGCAGACUGGAUGUGCCUGCUGGCAAAUACGAGUGAAGGACCUCCUCAUCGAAAUAAAUCUCUCAUAUGUCUGCCAAUGAACCUACAUGGCAUUCACAUUGCUAAAAAGAUAGACAAACUGGGCAUGAGGUCAUCGGACACAGCUCAGAUCUUUUUUGAAGACGUAAGAGUCCCCUGCAAAAACCUCAUCGGUGAGGAAGGAAUGGGUUUUACAUAUCAGAUGUUGCAAUUCCAAGAAGAGCGGCUGUGGGGAGUAGCCACUGUCCUGACACCGCUGGAAACGAUCAUACAAGAAACCAUUGAGUACACUCGCCAGCGAAAGGCGUUUGACCGGUCCGUGCUGCACAACCAAGUCGUGCAUUUCCGCCUGGCGGAGCUGGCCACCGAGCUGGAGCUGCUGCGCUCGCUGCUGUACCGCACUGUAGCUCUCUAUGUGGAAGGCAAUGAUGUGACCAAGUUUGCUUCCAUGGCUAAGCUAAAGGCAGGUCGUCUGGCCCGUGAAGUGACUGACAGCUGUCUCCAGUUUUGGGGAGGAAUGGGAUUCACCAGCGAGGUGCUGGUGAGCAGGUUUUACAGGGACUUGAGAUUAAUGUCAAUAGGAGGUGGUACUGAUGAAACCAUGCUUUCUAUUAUAUGCAAAUUCAUGGAAACUCUUCCAAGCAAGUAACACGUCUUCACUCUACCUCAAAAAUCAAAGGAGGAGCAUGGAUUUUACUGCAUGCUGAAGGCAAUGCUUUUCAAGGGUGAAAUAAAUAAAAAAAAGGAACAGUACUUUUUCCAGCAAAAUACUUGCAUGUAUCAGUAUUAUGAUACAUGUUCUCUAAUGUAAAAUUUACGCUGAUGGGAAACAGACUGAAAGCGUGUGGCCUACUGCAAGAUAUUUUAUGUUUUUAGUGAAUUGCAGCUUUGAAGCAUCUCAUGAUCCAUGCUAAGCACCCAGAAAUCUUCACAGAAUCAUAGAAUCUUGUUUUCUUUAAUCAAGGUAUAGCUACAUUUAAAGAGCAUCCAAGCCAGCAAUUAAAAAACAUAAGUUCCAUAUGGGUACAGCUAUAAUUUCAGUAGUAGUGUAAUCUAAUUACAAUGUAACUUUGCUUUCAAGAUCAAUUAACUAAGUCAAAAAUUAUUCCUAAUCAUAUUCAAGUACUGGAACAAUUAUUUUGUUCUCAAUUACCACUGCCUUCCAUAUAUUUAACUUUUAGCACAUAAAUAUCAAAAUGAGUUCCUUCAGCAAAAGCAAGUCAAAAUCACAAGCUUCCGGAUCCAAUGGUGGCACCAAAUUGUCAUCUUCAUUACCUUCACACUGACUUGUACUACUCUGGCAUACGCACUGAGUGGAGAGAGUGGGGGGUUGAUUUUUAGUUUCAGAAUUCUACAAACAACUGUUUAAUUGUAUCAGAAACUUUUGAAGACCUAGUGUUUUGUGUGCAAUCCUGAAUGAAAAAUAUUAAAAAUAAACACACUAAUGUGAAAAUUGUGUACUUAUUAAGAUUGCAAAAUUUAUAUGCCACACUCUGAAGUGUAAGGAAUAUUACACUAUUAAAAUAACUA